Messenger RNA from Vespa crabro (European hornet), 2276 nucleotides. RefSeq names its product targeting protein for Xklp2-like. Bases 116 to 1120 code for a protein of 334 amino acids. The transcript is spliced from 7 exons. The record is from RefSeq and is a predicted model, not a curated record. Lineage: Eukaryota; Metazoa; Arthropoda; Insecta; Hymenoptera; Vespidae.
CAAUCAACCUUCAGAGCUUUCGUUAACUACACGAACAGUAAACUGUUGAAAAUUUGUAAUGGCGAUUUGUUUUUUCUUUCAGAAAGUUUUACUCUUAUAUUUUUCUUAAUUGACGAUGGAAACAGAAACUCCGUUAUCUUAUUACAGAUUUAAAUCAAGACCAACAAAUAGACAAUUGUGGCCACAAAAUAAAGAAGGCGAAAGCUUGUUUAAAGAUUGGAUUAAUCGUGUUAAUGUAACGUUAGAUCCAUGGGAUAGAAUCGAUUCUCCACAAUUCAUAGACUUUUUUAAUAUACCUGAACUCUCUGAUAGAUUUUUUGAAACAAAAGUAGAAGAAAAACCAUUGCAGCACAGUGCAAAUGCGCAGAGACUUCCUCGAACGAGUGAUUAUAACGAUCAAAAUGAACUAAUUAACUUACUAGACAAUUUUUCUUUGACAAAAGAAAAGAAACAACAAUUGGAUAAAAAAAAUGGAAUCGAUAAAGAAAAUCGAGGGGAAAAGAAACGAGAUUUAACAAGACAAUGUAUUCAAGUGAAACAUAAAACAACGACAAGAGAAAACACAAAAAAUAUAACAGAGAAAGUGUAUACUGCCGUGAAGUCUUUUAAUUUUGAUUUGCGAAAUAAAUGCAAACAACAACAAGAGACAUUUAAAGAAGACAAAAAAGUGCAUGUAUUUGGAGCGAAACCUGUACCUAAAUUUAUUAAAACAUUGGCACCAUCAAAGUCUAAUUAUACAAUUGGUGAAAAAUUCAAAGAAUCGAAUAAAAUAAAUUCCGAAAAAUCUAUUAAAAAAUGUCCGGAAAUUUGGAAAAAGCCGCCAUUCUUACCUAGUCUUACUAAGAGAAUUUUAAAAAUACCAGAAACUCCACUUCUUUUGACAGCAGUUAGAGCUAAAGAAAGAAAACGCUUCGAGGAAAAAUUAAAAGAAAAGGAAAAAGAAAUGAUUGCUACAACUGAGAAGAAAUUAGAAAAAGAAGAAAUUGCUUGUUUGAGAACCAAAAAUUUUCAUAAAGUUCAACCUAUUCGCAAGUAUAACUCAAAUCUGACGCGAAUCGAGAAACGUCCUCUUAUUGAACCACUAGAUCCAUUGAAUCAUAAACGCCGACGACGCGUUUAACAAAUUUUUAAAAUAAAAUAAAAUAAAAGAAAAAUAACAAGCAUUUGCUUUGUUUUCUUUUUAACAUAUUUUCUCAUUGAAAUUUACAUUAAGCUUAAUAUAAUAUAUUUUUAUUGCUACUUUAAUGCUACUUUAAAAAGGGGCAAUUCUUUUUUUGUAAAAUUUGUAUAAAUACCGUUUGUAUACAUAUAUUUAAAAAAAAAUUCAUAAACGAAUAUAUUUUUGGCUCAUUAAAAUAGUUCAGUAUAAAUUUUUCCAUUAUAGAGACAUAAACAUCAAUUGUUGAGGAUUAACAAAUAUGAUGAUUUGAAUGAUAAAAAUUGUAAUCGUAACAAUAUAAUAUUUAUCAUACUUUACCAACAAUUACUUUCGUACUAUAUAUAUUUCUUAAUUAUUAUUAUUAUUACUUACCAACUUAAAGUGGUGAACAAAAUUUUGCUUUUGUAUUUAUUUCUAGAUUUCAUUUUAUUAAAAUUUGUCCAUGUUAAUAUUAUAAAAAAUAAGUAAGUAUGUUAUCAAGAAAAUUGUAAAUUAAGACAUAUUCAUUAAAUUAACAAUUUGUACCCUAUACUUAGAAUCAGAAAAUAAUUGUCUCCAAUUCUCAUGCAUUUAUCGCUAAAAUUUUUUGUGGUCAGAGAGAGAGAGAGAGUAUUUGUCCCUUUUAUUAAAGAAAUUUAGCACUAUUAACAAAAUUACAUAUAAUUAAUCUUUUGAUCUAAUAAAUCUGUUUAUCUACAAUUAGUUAAAAAAUAUAAAUUCAAAGAUUGCAGAGUCUAACAUUUAUAAAGUUAAGCUUAACAUUUAACAUAUAUCAGAAGAUUACUAUAUUGUAAAAUAAGAAUAAUAUAUACUUGAACUUUAUAUGUAAGAACAAUAUUUAAAAAUAAUAGGAAUAUAAAACGAUAUAUUAUAUAAUAUAUAAUACAUUCAUCACUAACGCAAAUUAAUACUGUUUCGUGAAUUUGCAGAUAUGUAAGAGCUUUAAAAAUUUUUUUGAAUUGUCUCUCAGAUGGCAUUAUUUGUAAAGAAAUCUAUUUACCCACAUAUAUAUAUAUAUAUAUAUAUAUAUAUAUAUAUAUAUAUAUAUAUAUCACAUGAAUGAAGUUAUUAGAGAAUGAAAAAUAAAGUGUAUAGAGAUCAAAAAGAUAAAUAGAGC